AUAAAGAUGGAAGAGAGCAGAGGAACCUCUCUCCUAUCAAAGAGGAAGCUGCAGAGCAGGGGGAAGACAAAGAAGUCUGUACUGUCAGCCCAUUUGGGACACGUAGACAGCCACCCAGAAGCCCAGAGGACAGACCCAUUAGGCCUGCUGUCAAAGAGAGAGAGAAAACAUUUCAGGAAUUUGUGGAGGAACAGCUGAAAGUUGAAGAAUAUGCACAGCAAAACAACAAGCAGGACAGCAGGGAGGCCAGGAGAGUCACAGAGAGAAGAUACUUCCUGAAGAAAGGGAAGGGCGUGUCCAGGAUAGAGAGGGGUAAGGACAGUGUGCAGCAGAAGACCAGGCGCAGGGCCUCCCUCUCACUCAGCCAGCAGCCCAGGAAGGUGAGUUGUGGCUGCCAGCAGAGACGCUCAUCAGCCCCCUCCCUGCAGCUCAGUGACAGGACCAGACUCAGGGUCAAGCCUUUACUGAUCUCCCAGAGGAGCUGCCCUGCUCUUUCUGAGUCCUGGGAAAAGACAACAGGACCUGCCACACGAGAGAGAGACAACAGAGUUAAUCAAACGGCCAGACAGGAGAGGACACCAAAGCCCACAGAAAAUACUCAAAGCAAGGCCACUGAAAACACUGCAUCUAGUGUUGAUACUAGAGACAGGAGAGAUCUGUUGGGCGUUACAACAUCCCAUAAACGGCUUGUGAGAUCGCCGAGUUUGACCUCCGUGGAGCUAAGUGAUGAGGUGGUGUCACAGAAUCAUGUGUAUGCUGCUAUGAGGGACCUUGUCCAUAAACAACUUGAGGUGAAGGAGCCACAUUUGGCAUUGCAGCCUUUUGACAGUACUGCACAACCAAACAACAUGGGCCAACCUAAGGUCAAAGCUCAGGCAGUAAAUGUUGGCUUCAAGACAGUCAACGACCACAUAGUUAGAGUCACUGACAAUGGGCUGGUCUCAUCAGAGACUGCGGAUGGGAAAAAUGUCACACACUCCAAUUUCACCAAUAUUUCAAAAUCUCAAAGCGGGUCUACAGCAGUGAUGUCUCUCCUAUCUCUGAGUAGUUCUAACAGUGACGAGGACAACCCUAACUCUCAGUGCCACCAGCAGCCCACCCUCCCGUCUCCCCCACGGCUCGGACACAAGGACCAGAACCUGGACCUGUCCGAUGGGGACUACGCCAGCGAUGCCCCCAGCGAGGCUGGGGAUAGCCUGCCCUCCAGACCUUUUCCCACCCACGGACCCACUCUCCAUCACCACCACCCAUCUAGCUCCUGCUCCAGCAGUGACAGUGAAACAGAGCUCCGGGACAUAAACAGGCACAAGACAGAACCACGUCCAUUAUACCCACAGUCUGCAAGGAAAACAAGCACAGAGAGAGCCCUGCCACUGGGGUGCAGCAGCAGCAGGGGGACAGACAUAAAGUCAAAACGUCCCUCCUCUGCAGAGCUCAAACCCAGCACGGUCCCUAAAGUAACAUCUAGAACUAAAGAGACCGCAAAGAGCAGACAUCACCAGGGGUUCAAGCUGGCAAAUCAGACCGUGUCAAAGCCACACAGCGGAAUAAAAGCAGAAGAGAAUCAUGAUUUGUUGGACAAGAUGAAAACGGAACAAGAGAGAGCAAUGGAACUUCUCAGAAAGAGAAUGGACCAAAUAGAGUGCUGUGACAGAGAUGGCCACCACAGCAGUUAUGGAUCCCCAUUCACCCAUACAGAAGGCCAGGUGUUGAAGAAUCAACCGUUUUCUGCUAAACUAGACGUUUGUGAUGGUCAGGAUCUCAAGCAGCAGAUUCUAGCUCUUCAGGAGCAGUUCUCUAGUCGGGAGUCCCACUGGUCCCAGGCUCAUCAUCUGCUGCAGAACCAGGUGGAAGCCCUGACCAGAGAGAAUGUGGAGCUGCGUGACAAGCUCAGUCCUCCUGAACACAGCCACCUAGUGGCAGGGAGUAGUUCUGACACAGCCACUGCAUCUCACAUAGGGGCAGAGAGCGCUGUGUCUGAGGAUAUUCAUAGAGCUACUAGUCAGAGGAUAAGGGAGAGGAGAUCUUCAAGUUGUUCCAGUCACAGUGGAAACCCAGCCAGAAGGUCAACAGUUGGCAGUUUUCCAGCUGCAAAGUCCAAGGUGCAGAUUCCUGAUCAAAGAAAAUUGUCACAUAUGGUUUCUGAACCAGCUCCUUCAGUCGUCCACAGCAGAAGUGCAACUCCUGCAUUCAACAAACCACCUGUCCAGAAGAGUGCAGCUUACAGUAAAAUGGACACACCUUAUCACAACUAUCCUGCCAAUGCUCAAAGCACAAGGGAUUGGGGACCUGCCUCCUUAAGCCUUUCAUCAAAUUCAGUCAGUUUUGAGGACACCCAUCACACAAAUGACUGUCUCUUAAAGCAGCGUGAGAGCAACAGAGAUCAGGGUUUGGGUCGGUCAGUGGAAAAGGAGACGGAGGCGAAAGGUCGACAGAGCAGGAGCGCCACACCAUCGGUCAGCAAAUACUCCAGCUCAGAGUCAGAACACAGGGAACCACGUUUGAAUCCAGGAGCGAUGAGUGGUAACUCCACCCACACAACACACAAGGGCAUAAAUAAUGACGUGUGUGAAGAAAUACACUAUCCAGAUGGUAAGAUAGAACAACUUCUCACCAAUGGCUGGCGUGUAUUUACAUUCCGCAAUGGAACUAGAAAAGAGAUCACUGCUGACCAGAAGUCCGUAACUGUCACAUUCUUCAACGGAGAUGUCAAACACAUACUGGCAGAUGGGAAAGUGGUGUACUACUAUGCUGAUGCACAGACAACUCACACCACAUACCCAACUGGUUUGGUGGUCCUGCAGUUUCCAAACAAGCAGAUGGAGAAACACCACCCUGAUGGAAGGAGGGAGAUCGUUUUCCCAGAUCAGACGAUAAAGUACCUCUAUCCUGACGGCAGAGAGGAGAGCAUCUUCCCAGAUGGAACAGUGGUCAAGCUCUCAGAAAGUGGGGAGAAAACAGUGGAGUUCAACAAUGGCCAAAGAGAGAUCCAUACGUCCCAGUACAAGCGGAGGGAAUACCCUGAUGGAACAUUGAAGACGGUGUAUUCUAAUGGAAGGCAAGAGACCAAGUUCCCCUCGGGCAGAGUACGCAUUAAAGACAAGGAUGGCAUUAUCAUAAUAGACAAGAAAUGAAGAACAUAUGUUUUAUGUUUUUCAAGCCUUCAUACCAAAUUAGCAAAGCUCCAUUGUGUUUGACUGUAGCUAUUUUCCUGUGGCAUAUUUGAUCAUUUUCUAAGUGCUUGAGUGUAAACAGACAUUUUUAAAUUGUGUAUGUUUAUUAUUCAUAAAUCAUUGUACACUAAAUAAGUAAUACUAAUCAAUACAAUUAGUGUUGAAACUAUUUUGUAGAGAUGUUUGAAUGUCUAUACUGCUCUCUUGAAGGAAUAUAUUUCUUAUUUUUGCAUGGCAAUGUCAUAACCUUCUUGACCUCUUCAUUUGUGUCAGCAGGAUUCUUAUGUUGCACAGAAUUACAGAUUAUUCAUGAUGUCCCCACAUAUCCCUUGCCUCUCAAACAACAAGACUGACAUGUAGGGUAGGGCAUGUAACUGACAUGUAACUUUACUGACCUGGGCCCGGUUUCCUGCUGAGGAGUAUUUCUGUCUGUAAUAAAGCCCGUUUGUGGGGAAAAACUCAUUCGGAUUGGCGACUGGCUCUUCAGUGGGUGGAACCCCUGCCCAGGCAUGUGAAAUCCAUAGAUUAGGGCCUAAUGAAUUUAUUUAAACUGACUGAUUUCCUUAUAUGUAUGUAACUCAGUAAAAUCUUUGAAAUUGUU
Molecule: messenger RNA, 3774 nt
Organism: Oncorhynchus gorbuscha (pink salmon)
Lineage: Eukaryota; Metazoa; Chordata; Actinopteri; Salmoniformes; Salmonidae
Product: centromere protein J
Exons: 16
Coding region: 762-3134 (790 amino acids)
Biological process (GO): cilium assembly; centriole elongation
Cellular component (GO): nucleus; centriole; centrosome
Molecular function (GO): tubulin binding
Source: RefSeq, a predicted model, not a curated record